GGGGAUUUAUCUUUCAGACAUCUAACUGAUAUUGGGGAAAAUGUAACUGUGUACGAAGAAAUCAACGUUAUUCGAUAUACAGAAAAUAAUGAUUCAACAAAUGCAGGAUUAAUUCGAUCUAAGAGAAGGUUACAGAUGGUUAUAUCACAGCACUUCAGUGAAACCACAGUCUCUCUCGGUGUAGACAUAAGUUUACAAUGCAUUGUAAAUGGUCCACAUCCAGCAAGAUUCGUGUGGGAAAGAGACAAAGUAGUGAUAUCUUCUAAUACAGAUUCUAGAUAUGCAAUAGGACAAACUAUGACGCCAGAUGGCGGUGUAUUAACACAGCUAAAUAUUUCUCACAUAAGAGUCGACGAUGGAGGUCUCUAUUCGUGUGUAGCACAUCAUGGGGACGCAAUGGUUGCCCAUGAAGAUAGAGUUAAUGUUUAUGGUCCGCCGUACAUAAGAACAAUGCCACCGUUCAAGGUUCAAAGUGGACAAAGUGUAACGCUUCGAUGUCCAUAUUACGGUUACCCUAUAAGGGAUAUAUCAUGGGAAUUUAAAGGAAAAGAAAUCGUUAAAGAUGGUUCACAAAGUCAUCGUUAUAAAAGAUUUAUAAACGAUACUGCUUAUAGUAUAGAAAUAUUUGGAAGGAAACCUAAAUUAAGACAGAAACGAGAAGCAGCUAGUGUGACAGCAGAUGGAGUGUUAAAUAUAGUUAAAGUUAGUAAGGUUGAUAACGGUGCAUCUUAUGCUUGCAUAGUCAGAAGUCCUUCUGGUGAAAUGGCAAAGAGAUCAUUUGAACUACAAGUGGUUGAAGCACCGCAAUUAGAAGAUAUAUUACUAGCAUCAGAUUUACAAGAAGGACAAAUUGUACAAAUACAUUGUAAUCUUAAAAGUGGUGAUUCUCCGGUUUACUAUUCAUGGUUGAAAGACGGUAAAAAGAUACCGCCGUAUUUAAAGAUUGUGGAACGCAGCUUAGAAGUGUUCAGCGUUUUAAUAAUUAAAAAUGUUUCACUGGAUCAUUGUGGGACAUAUACAUGCGUUGCUGCGAAUCACGUAGCAAAAGUUAAUAAAACUGUAAAUUUGUACAUAAAAGUUGCUCCCAAAUGGAGUGAGGAACCUCGGAAUACUUCAUUGCUUCUUGGCAGAAGCGGUCAUGUGUCAUGUAGUGCGAACGGAUAUCCACAACCACAAACACAUUGGUUGAAAAAAGACGUGAUAUCUGACGCUUGGAGGCCAGUAUUAGAAGUUGCUGGUGGUGGAGUUCUGAGUCUAUCAAAUGGCUCGUUAAUUUUCGAUGCAGUAGCGCUUUCUGACGCUGGUCUGUACACUUGUCAUGUUGAAAACGGCGUCGGUGAACCUUUAAGCAAAACUGUCUGGAUAUCCGUUAAUAAACCUGUAACAUUUGACAUAGUAUCAAGGAACAUGACUGCAAAGCUCGGACAACAUGUAGCAAUAGAAUGUCAGGCGAGGGGAGAUGAUCCUAUUAGAAUAAUGUGGACGAGAAACGGAAAACCAAUAAAUCCGUUGACACAAAGAGUAAAAAUAUCUGAAACGAAAUCAGAUGAUGGCAUGACAAAUCUUUUAGAAAUUUUACACACGGAAACCAGCGAUGGUGCUAUAUAUCAAUGUAGAGCAGGAAAUCCUUACGGAGCCGACGUGUAUAGCGUUUAUUUGACUAUUUUGGAACCACCAUUACCGCCAUCAGAUUUAUCUGUAGAUUCAAUAAAAAGUCGAUCUGUCAAACUGUCAUGGCGAGACAUGACCCGGUCACUGGCUCAGUUUUACAAUUUACAAAUUGCGACCAGUCAACGUUUGUCUUGGAGUAAUGCUAGAACAAUAAAUGUUACCAGGUCAGAUGAAAUACGUCAUAUGAUUGAGAUAGGCGACUUAGUACCGGCCACUAGUUACACGGUGAGAGUGGCGGGUGGUAACCAAGCUGACCUCAGCUCGUACUCAACUCCAGUUAAAUUUACUACAACAGAAGAAGCCCCAUCAUCACCGCCGUUGGGAGUACAAAUAGAGCAAACUGACGGUCCCGGGGAACUACGAGCAAGAUGGCUUCCACCACCGGCUGACAAACACAACGGUCUCAUCAUUGGCUACAGAUUAAGAGCUGUUCCACAACUAAAUGGAGUAAAAGAAAAUCAAGACGUAAGCGACAAAAUCAUCAAAACAUCAUCGCUUUAUUCGAAACAAGAAACUAUUAUUACAGGACUUCUUAAGGGUGUCAGAUACGCAGUUUCCAUAGCGGCUUUUAAUGGCGCCGGCGCGGGACCAUUUUCAAUACCAAUGUUUCAAGACACGAGAGAAGGAGCACCGGAAGAAGGUCCUUCAUCAGUGGAGUGUGGCGGCGUAAGCUCGACCGCUCUCAGAGUUAGCUGGCAACCCAUCCCACCUCACAGACAAGCUGGAGCUCUUAUAGGAUACACCGUAUUAUAUGCGGCACAAGCUCGACAAUGGCAGAACGCGACGUCUCUAGUGACAGAGCUGCGCUUGCAAGGCCUGUACAAAUACACCAACUACACGGUCAAAGUCGCAGGAUUCUCAAACUACGGCACCGGACCAUUCUCCUUUCCUAUUGUUUGCGCCACACUUCAGGAUGUCCCUGAAGCGCCAGCUGAGAUCAAGCUACUGUCGCAGUCAUCUACCACGCUGCUUGUCAGCUGGAAGAAACCAAGGCAGCCCAAUGGACGAUUGCUCCACUAUACUGUCUACUGCAAGCCAACUGCAAGCAACGACGGACCACAAAUACUUCGUAUAGAUGCCGAAGAGACUGUAGACGUAUACGAGAAAACGCAGACAAUGGAACUCAAGGCGCUGUACGAAGGUCGCCAGUACGAUGUGUGGGUGACCGCCAGUACUGCAGUGGGAGAGGGACCGGAAAGUAAACAUGUUACAAACACACCAUCACAAAGAGUGGUGGCUGGUGUGGCAUCGCUGGGAGGUGAAGUGACGGUGGCAGUACGGAACUCAUUGCUUUUGGAAUGUAAGAGCGUCGGAUCUCCUCCACCAAGGACAGUGUGGUAUCACAACCAGAACAUCAUCACUCACCAUCCACGAUUCACAAGGAAUAGAGAUGAUAGUUUACUGAUCAAGAGUAUUGAUCAAGCUUUAAGUGGAAAUUAUACUUGUUUAGCCAAAAACUUGUAUGGAUCGGAUUCUGUAGUAUACUCAGUAAGAGUUCUACCUUUACCUGAUCCACCUGCCUUACGAACAACACCUUAUAAAGAUUCUAUAGUUGUAGAAUGGGAUGAAAUCAAACUACCAGGAAACGAUUCUUUAACAUACGGCAUAAGUUAUAAUUUAACAUGGCGUGAAGGUGACGGACCUUGGCAGGAGGCGUGGCCAGUGGCGAGGGAAACUCGUUUACCAGGAAUGCAGCAUCAUGCAUUGGCUGGUCUUAAAUGCGGUACAAAGUAUUCAAUACGAGUUACAGCUACAGAUAAUGUUGGCACAUCAGCUCCGGCCCACGUUGAUGUCACUACUCUAGGAGGAGCCCCAGUAUCACCACCUACAACCGAUUGGCUCUGGAGUAAUGCUACACAUAUCUACGUUCAGCUCAGUGGCUGGGAUGAUGGUGGUUGUGACGUCACCAAAUGGGAUGUAGAGUACAGAUUGCUUGGUUCGAAUUUAUGGCAUAAAGCAGAAAAUAGAGCGCCUAUGGAACUGAAUUUGGGUUGGGGUUUCAUUGACAAUCAUUAUCAGUCACCACCAUUGCGAUCGCUACCUGCGUCCUAUGCGGUAGGUUCUCUGGCGCCCGGGAAUUGGUACGAGCUGAAAGUGACUGCAGUUAAUGAUGCCGGUACAGCAUCCACUAUCUACACUUACGCUACUAAAACUAUUGAUGGAGAAGAAAUUGGACCUCCUUCAGAAAUACUUGAUCUGAAUAUGCUUGUAAUUAUUUGUAGUUCUAUUCUCCUUGUGGUAUGUCUUCUGGCUUUCAUCUGUAUAUUAUUUAGAAGACACAGACAAAGUUACGCGUCGCAAUACCGACACUCGAUUGCUGAUGAAGUGAAGUCGCGGAAUGAGGCGAUUGCCACGCAUACGGAACAUAAGGAGAGAUACGCUCAUACACCUAGAAUUUACACAUCUCCAAUACACCCGAGGAAACCUACAAAGAAUGAAAUGUUUGAAAUCAGUCCGUACGCUGAAUUUGCGCUUGGGUUCCGUACAUUUGAUCACGUCGAGAAUCAAGAUUUGCCGAGUCGGUUGCCCGGGAGACCAAGAUUUGACACGGAAACGAGUUUCCAGAAUCGCUCGGAAUCCGACGACAGCGACAGUACUUCAAAGGCCACCGUUACAGCUGUACCGAGACGGCACUGUCGCACGCCACAUCACAGAUAACAAGAAAUUAAAACAUUAUAAAAUAAAUACUUUUGAAAAUUUAAUUUUAUAGUGAAAGUUUUGAAACAAUCAUAUCAUAACCAGAUACGUUGCCAAAUAAGUUAGAAGUGUAGACGUAGGUUAAAGGAUAUCAACCUUUAUUUUAUUCGACUUAAGAGUCUUUUUUGGAUUAACCAGAACAAUGCCAUUAUAUUAUCUUUGUUCAAAGACUGAAGUUGACUUAUAAUUAGUUAUAUCAAUUACUAACGAAACCUUUGUUUAGGACAGGCACUCAUUUGCGUUUAUUUACCGCGCGGAGGAUUAACGCAACUGGAUAUAUGGCCUUAUGUCUUUUAAAUGUUGUGUUCAUUCCACUGAACUGCCAAUCAUUUUUAAGGAUUAUUCACUUUAUUAAGAAAUCUUUUCGACUAUUGUCUGCUUAUAUAAUUUUUUUAAAUAGUUUAACUCAAUGUUCAAAUAGCUCUAAGCUUUAAUUUAGAGCGCAAUGUGUGCACAAAUCCUCUAUUGGCUUGAACGACUAGAGUCUAAGCCACAACGCGCCAAUUUGAGUUGAACUAACUUUAAAAUAGAUGUAAUUUA
Messenger RNA from Papilio machaon (common yellow swallowtail), 4908 nucleotides. Its product is annotated as Down syndrome cell adhesion molecule-like protein Dscam2. Lineage: Eukaryota; Metazoa; Arthropoda; Insecta; Lepidoptera; Papilionidae. Gene Ontology annotation, molecular function: protein binding. Gene Ontology annotation, biological process: cell-cell adhesion. The transcript has 30 exons. The record is from RefSeq and is a predicted model, not a curated record. The coding region runs from base 136 to 4329 and encodes 1397 amino acids.